AUGUCCUCUCUCAACUCGUCUCUCAAUUCUCUAGUCUGCUCACUCGUACCUGUUGCACGGGCAAACUCAGUGCUGAGGCAAGAACUCCUCGAGCAGUGUCAGGAUAUUCUUUCCAGCCAUAUAGGACACAACAGCGAACGAGACCUUAACCAACUGGCUGACUCUGUAAAGAGAAGAUUGCUGGUCGAAUCUCCCAACGGAACCGAUGCUCUAAAGUUCACCAAUCUCUUGUCGCGUCUUCUCAAGCAAAAUGCAAUAUCUCGCAAGUCCGAAGUGAUCUCGUUCCUCACGUCUGUAGCGUCUCAAGAAAUCCCCAAUUCAACACCCAUGUUUGCCCCGCGUCCAUCCUCUUCCAGUUCUCGGCGUGCAACAAGGACAACGCGUGCAUCCACACCGGCCAUUGAAAUCGACUCCAGGAAGCAACCUAUAGGCAAGUCAAAGGCCGAGCUUCUGAAAGAGUAUCGAAAAUCAAGAGGGCAAAGUCAGAUACCAGAGAUACUCUUGUUGCGCGAUGCGAUCUAUAUCCUGCAAGGUAUAUCAGGGAAGUUUAUCCAUUUUGCAUCCAACGACGAAGAAGUGGAUAAAAUAGUGUUUGUGGAAGACUCGACAUAUAUCAUUUCCACUCCUACCAAAACUCUCGUGCAUCGUUUGGCAGAGCUUGGAUACCUCUACCGGCGGGUGAACAACUUCAUCAGAGAGCGGGAGGGAGCAGGCGCUAUAGGCAUGAUCGAACAGAGGCUCUGCCAUCAUCUCCAGUCCCAAUUGAACGAAUAUUAUCGGCUGAUUGCCAUCCUGGAGACUCAGAUGCUCUCCAGUAAUCCACAACUCUCUACUUUAGGCGAAUCUUCCGAAGAUGGCAAGAAUGAAACUGGAGUCUCAUUGAAGCGAUUGGACGUCUGGCUAAACGACUGGCGGCUGCGGAUGCAGAUGAUGAGUGUUUGCGUCGAGAGGGCAAGGGAAUCGCAAGGUGGAGCUCUAGUCAACCUGAUUCACAGUUAUACGGACAACGGCGACCCAUUCAUCAGGAAAUUUACUCACCAAUUACUCGAAGAGGUGUGCCACUUCCCCAAGGUCUUCACCAGUGUCCUGACUCGUCAUAAGGUGUCAGCUCCCUUCUUCUCGACUCUCCACAAAUGGUUGUUCUCGGGAGAACUCUACGACCCCUUUGGCGAGUUUUUCGUAGCAGUUGAUUCAUCACUGGGUCCUGUUCAGACAGCCCAUCCAUCCUCAUUAUCUGGUGGAAUCAAUGAACUCCCUGGCGAUGGAGGAUUCGGGACGGGAAACGGGGAAGGCGAGGACGGUGCUCGGGAGCGGAGCGGGAAACUCUGGGAGACAAAGUACCAGUUUCGGAAAGCAAUGCUUCCUCAUUUCGUCGGCGAAUCCUCCGGCAAGAAGGUGGAUUCUACCCCUUCUCUUCCAGCGCAUGGAGCUAACGCAAGCCAGAUUUUCUCCACAGGAAAGAGUUUGAACUUCAUUCGGUACAGCUGUCAUGACAGCGAUUGGGUUGUCACGCGUGAAAAGAUGAGCUCUUUCCGAGGCAUAGCCCUCAAAUACAGCGACGUCGGUGGUCUGGAAAAGUCGAUUGACUCGGCCUAUCGCCUGGCCAGCCAUCGCUUGUUCGAAGUGUUCAUCGAAAAAUUUAAACUUCUGGACCAUCUGAGUGCCCUCAAGAAUUAUAUGCUCCUGGGUCAUGGUGACUUUGCUGAUCAGCUGAUGGAGGCGCUGGGCCCGAGCUUAGCUAGAGCAGCCAAUACGCUAUACCGACAUAACCUGACUGCAACGCUUGAAACCGCGAUUAGAACAUCGAUUGCCCAACACGACCCGCCGGAGGUGCUCCGCCGAUUAGACGCCCGAAUGCUCGAAUACUCUCACGGAGAAAUCGGUUGGGAUGUCUUCACUUUGGAAUAUAAAGUUGACACGCCUAUCGACACCGUCUUGGACGACCGGGCCAUGGAGGGAUAUCUGAAGCUGUUCCGACAUCUGUGGCAAAUGAAAAGAACGGAGAAAGCUCUGGACAGAGCCUGGAUGAGAAUAAUCAGUGGUGCACGAGCAUUCCUUCGCUUACCAGAAUUGGAGCACGAGUGGCACAAGAUUCGUAUCACCGUGGCAGAAAUGAUCCACUUCAUCCGCCAACUAGGAGCCUUUUGUCGCUUGGAAGUCAUCGAAUGCUCAUGGAACGGGCUUAUCGAAUUUUUGGACAAGAAAGAGGGCGAUCUAGACUCGCUGAUCAACGCACAUAGAUCAUACCUCGAUCGAGUCGUUAAGAAGAUCUUCCUGCUUAACACCAAUUCGAGGUCUAAAGAGGCGAGGAUCAAACCCUACACUCGGGCGCUUAGCACCUUCUCACACGGUCUAUCACAGGAACUGGUCUUAAACUUGGUCAAAGAUUCUUUUUCGACCGUGUUGAUGUACCGCGAAGCGUUGGAUAACCUCUACAACUACUGCCUUUCGGAAGCAGCCAAGAGAGAUCAGAAGGCUGAUCAAACACGAGGGGUGUAUACUGGAAGACCCGAGAGCAGCUCUACAAACAGCGAAGAACACACCAGGGAGCUGACUGCACGGCUCCACCAAUAUGGUUCCGCUUUCACAGAGAGGGUCCACACCAUCGUCCAACAUCUCCAAGUUCACCCAGAUCUAGACUGUCGCUUCUUAGCCAUCCGCCUCUCCUUCUCGGACUAUUACAAGAAGAACAAGGACAGGGCAUGA
Coprinopsis cinerea okayama7#130 is the source of this 2706-nucleotide messenger RNA. Its product is annotated as gamma-tubulin complex component 3. Gene Ontology annotation, cellular component: centrosome; spindle pole; equatorial microtubule organizing center. The coding region runs from base 1 to 2706 and encodes 901 amino acids. Gene Ontology annotation, molecular function: gamma-tubulin binding; microtubule minus-end binding. Gene Ontology annotation, biological process: cytoplasmic microtubule organization; spindle assembly; mitotic cell cycle. The record is from RefSeq and is a predicted model, not a curated record. The transcript is spliced from 12 exons. Lineage: Eukaryota; Fungi; Basidiomycota; Agaricomycetes; Agaricales; Psathyrellaceae.